Colletotrichum aenigma is the source of this 603-nucleotide messenger RNA. RefSeq lists its product as uncharacterized. Bases 1 to 603 code for a protein of 200 amino acids. The transcript has 2 exons. NCBI's taxonomy places the organism in Eukaryota, Fungi, Ascomycota, Sordariomycetes, Glomerellales, Glomerellaceae. The record is from RefSeq and is a predicted model, not a curated record.
AUGGCAUCGCAAAAUAUAAAGGAAACCCACAAUCAUAGCAAUGAUGAGAUCAGCAUCGUUUGUGAGGAGCAAGUCGUUGGCGACUGCUGCAACGGCGCUGUCAACACCCUGUACAGUUCCGCCCAGGCCAGCGACGACCAGGGCGGCGUUGUCCUGUAUGGGCUAGACCAGGGCCAGGCCCCGGACUCGGAGAAUCGCUGCGGUCUUCAGCUGGCCAAGGACGACACCUGCGCUACCACUGAUAUCCCGCAGGGCUCCGCCGCCGGCGCCCUCGGCGAAGAGGGCGGCGACGAGGAUCCCAGCACUGACGAGGAGCCUACUGAUGGUGACGAUGACGGCGAGGAUGAUGGUGGUGGCGACCACGGUCGCCGCCACGCUCGCGACGUCUCUCCCAAGAAGGAGACUUGGAUCCAGAAGAACAAGAAGGCUAAGCGAUCGGAAGGCUGGCGUCAGACUCAGCACACAGCUUAUGCCGUCCGUGAUGCCACCCAUGUCUGGAAGCUUUCUCGCGACUCGGAGCAUGCUCCUGCAUACGAGGCUCUCACCGACCGCCAGGAACGAGUUGAUUUCCUCAAGCGGCACGGUGUUGCCAAGCGCCGUUAA